Onychostoma macrolepis is the source of this 1821-nucleotide messenger RNA. RefSeq names its product glucoside xylosyltransferase 1b (gene gxylt1b). Gene Ontology annotation, molecular function: UDP-xylosyltransferase activity. The transcript has 7 exons. The record is from RefSeq and is a predicted model, not a curated record. Gene Ontology annotation, biological process: protein O-linked glycosylation via N-acetylgalactosamine. The coding region runs from base 157 to 1389 and encodes 410 amino acids. Lineage: Eukaryota; Metazoa; Chordata; Actinopteri; Cypriniformes; Cyprinidae.
UUCAACAUUUCUGCUAUCCCUGUCAUGUGAAUCAGUUCAACUGAUUCUUGGAAAAGAUCCGACUCAAAAGAACGAUUCAUUCACGAACCGGACAUCGCAAGUGGUCAUUAGUUUACUUGAGUUUUUCCAAGUAGAACAGUGUCCGAGUCCUGUAGAAUGCGUGUAUAUCUUCGUACAUUUAGUUUGUGCAUAGUUAUCGCUCUUCUGUCUUUAGUAUUUUUGUUCAGUAAACAUGAUGCUGAAAGUUUUUCGGCCGUUUUAAAGCACGUUAGGGCGCCGCUGGAGCCAUCCGUCGCGAAGAACUUAAAUGGAGCAACAAAAUCAAAACAACGACCCACCGCGACCACAUCACACAGACCGCGAGAUGUUGCGCACAAGGUGACUUCGCCUGGACAGCGAGAGACGAUGCAGCUGGCUGUGGUGGCUUGUGGAGAGAGACACGGGGAAGCUGUCAACAUGCUCAAGACCGCAGCCACACUCAGCAGCCGAGCCUUGAGAUUUCACAUCUUUGCAGAGGAGCAGUUACACACCAGCAUAAAAACAGCACUGGAUUCCUGGCCAGCUUUCAUCCGAGCAAAAUUCAGCUAUAUUGUUCACCCCAUUUCAUACCCCCAUGAGAACCAUAAAGAGUGGAGUCAGCUUUUCAAGCCAUGUGCAUCACAGAGACUCUUCAUACCAAUGAUUCUGAAGGAGGUGGACUCCUUACUCUACGUGGACACCGAUGUCCUCUUCCUGCAGCCUGUAGAGCUGAUCUGGGACAUGUUGACGCACUUUAACUCCACACAGUUAGUAGCCAUGGCACCAGAGCACGAGGAGCCACGGAUUGCCUGGUAUAGUCGCUUCUCCCGGCAUCCGUAUCAUGGAAAAACUGGCAUCAACUCUGGCGUCAUGCUGAUGAAUUUGACCCGGAUGCGAAUGACACAAUUCAAAAAUGACAUGACUUCUGUUGAUCUGCACUGGGACGAGCUUCUGAUGCCUCUGUUACAGAAAUACAAACUUAACAUAACCUGGGGUGAUCAAGAUCUGAUCAAUAUCAUCUUCCAUUACAAUCCAGAGAUGGUAUUUAGCUUCCCCUGCCACUGGAACUACCGUCCUGACCACUGCAUCUACGGCAGCAACUGCAUCCCGGCAGAGGAAGAGGGUGUUUUAAUGCUACAUGGCAACAGAGGAGUGUUUCACAGCGACAAACAGCCUGCCUUCAAGGCCGUGUAUAACGCUUUCAAACAUUACAUAUUUGGACAGGAUCUCAUAAAAUCAUUCUUGUUACCCCUGGAGGCGGCGCUGAAUGGAACCACUCACACAUACUGUGGGAAAGUUAGUCAUUUCUUUACCAGAGGACUUGGAAAGUCUGUACGGAAGAUCCAGAGAAUGCUUCCAGCAGGUGGCUGAGCUGUAAUGUUGUUGCUGAAUAAUGACAGAAAUGUGUUCUCUGAGACAGGAUAGGAGCGUCGCUGCUCUUCCAUUUGAAUCUGUGCAAUAUUAGUAGAACGGGUUGAAUGAUGAAAUGUGAAUUUAAACUGAUAUUUUUUUAUCCUAGUUAAAGGGACAGUAAAAAUAUAUAAAAUACAAAUAAAAAGUCAUUAUUUAUUUACCCAAAUGUCAUUCCAAAUCUGAACGACUUCAUUUCCAGAAACAAAUCAGGUAAAUUGUUGUGACUACUGUUAUGCUUCUUUUGUGGCGCUUGGAUGUACUGUUUCUUUAAGACUGAUAUUGAAUGUACUGCAAGAGGUCAUAGGAUAAAUUGGGAAAUACUUGAAAAUGUAAAUAUCGUAUUCAUUUUACAUAAUGUUCAUAUGAAAUAAAAAUAUAUAUCACUAAUUA